UGAACCAAGAGCUUAUCAUGUGCUCUUACUAGUAUUCUACUGUAAAAUCAGUUGAAAGGUCAUUCCCAAAUUCAUCACCAUUUCUGUGUUUUAUAUGGACUGAGAUUUUGUUUUGUCGUCCACCGACAACAGCUCAAGAAUGGAGAAGAAUCCCUUUUUCUUAUUCUUCGUCUUCAUUAUCAUAAGCUGUACUUCAGCUCUCACUUCACACCAAAAUGAUCAAGUCACAUCUAUCUUAGGGGAAGAUAACUUGGGCCAUUGGAGAAAUGGGAUCUUGAGCUCAUCAGCUGAAGCUCCUGGUCCUGCCGGUGAACCAUCUGGUGCACUUGUGUUGGCCGGGUCGAGGACAAAGAGGCCUGAUAUUCUUAACCGAUUCAAGCGGUAUCAUGGUGGAUGGGACAUUACUGAUAAGCAUUAUUGGGCAUCUGUUGGAUUUACAGGGGCUGCUGCUUUGAUUCUUGCUAUAUUAUGGUUUGUGUUCUUUGGCUUAGCCAUGAUCAUAUAUCACUGUUGUGGUUGGAGAAUCGAUAUUAAAGGCAAAGAAUCCCGCCCUUCUCAGAUACUAUGCCUGAUUUUGCUUAUCGUCUUCACGUGUGCUGCAGCGACUGGAUGCAUUCUUCUUUCGGUCGGGCAAGAUGAGUUUCAUCGUGAGGCAGUGGACACGCUAAAUUACGUUGUUAACCAAUCUGAUUACACUGUUCAGACACUUGUAAAUGUCACAGGGUAUUUGUCGCUAGCAAAAACUGUCAAUGUGGCACAGUUUUACCUUCCUUCAGAUGUGAAAGAUAGUAUUGACAAGCUGAAUAUCGACUUAAAUGCUGCCUCAGAUAAACUCGGGCGAAAAACACAUCAGAAUUCGCAAAAAAUAAGAACCGUCUUUGAUGCUGUGCGAUCAUCGAUGAUUACCGUUGCAAUAGUGAUGCUUCUCGUUUCUAUUUUAGGCCUUUAUUUGUCGAUUCUUGGUCAGAGGAAUGCAAUCCACAUAUUCAUUAUCGGUGGAUGGUUACUUGUCGUGGUGACAUUCAUUCUAUGUGGAGUUUUCGUAAUCCUCAACAAUGCAAUUUCAGAUACGUGUUUGGCUAUGGAACAAUGGGUGGAUCACCCGCAUGCCGAAACUGCCCUUAGUAACAUCCUUCCAUGUGUUGACCAGGGAACAACGAACCAGACGUUGUAUAAGAGUAAACAGGUGAUCAACGAUCUUGGAAAUAUCGUGAAUGGAUUCAUAGGCUCGUAUGCCAACUCAUACCCCCAGCCAUCAGGGAACACAAAUUACUUUAACCAGUCAGGGCCUCUGAUGCCAUACGUUUGCUCUCCGUAUGACUCGCAACUCCAAGAACGAGAAUGUUCAUCCCAAGAGAUCUCGAUGUCAAAUGCCUCGCUGGUGUGGCAGAACUACACUUGUACGGUCUCGGAAUCCGGAUUAUGCAUCACCACCGGAAGAUUGACCCCCGAGAUGUACCAACAACUAGUCGGAGCAGUAAACAUAAGCUACGCCCUCCACCACUACACGCCGCCGUUACUAAGCUUCCAGGACUGCAAUUUUGUUCGUGAAACCUUCACAACCAUCACCUCCGACCACUGCCUGCCAUUACAACACCAUCUCCGGCUGGUGAAUGCAGGUUUGGCCCUUGUUUCUGCCGGAGUAAUGCUCAGUCUUGCACUGUGGAUCAUAUUCGCAAACCGCCCCCAAAGGGAGGAGGUGUUUGCUAAGAUUACGUCCACGAUUAAAUAUAAAUGCAACGGAAAGCUUUGCCGUGGUGACAACACCAUCCGAGAAACGUAACAAGUCCAACAAGCGAAGCUUGAGGCGUAGGAAGUCGUUUUUUUUUAUAUCGGGUUCUUUGUUGUAAUCUAUAUCUAUCUUCGACACGGCUGAAUGCAAGGUGUCGUCGAGCAUAUUUUUUUUGCCCGAUAGCAACAAUUAACGUGUGGGUUCAAUAAUUCUAUUUGUUUUCAUUCACUGUCGGCCUGCUUUACGAAACCUUCACAUUUCGGGUAUCCGAUAUGAUUUUCUUGUAGCAUGGAUUUAGCAGGUCGGAGUAAGUUGGAUACUUGGAUCAAGUUAAACGGUUAAAAGAAUGUAUUGUUGCUGAUGA
Molecule: messenger RNA, 2096 nt
Organism: Cynara cardunculus var. scolymus (artichoke)
Lineage: Eukaryota; Viridiplantae; Streptophyta; Magnoliopsida; Asterales; Asteraceae
Exons: 9
Coding region: 140-1783 (547 amino acids)
Cellular component (GO): membrane
Source: RefSeq, a predicted model, not a curated record